Messenger RNA from Lolium perenne, 1056 nucleotides. RefSeq names its product stem-specific protein TSJT1-like. The record is from RefSeq and is a predicted model, not a curated record. NCBI's taxonomy places the organism in Eukaryota, Viridiplantae, Streptophyta, Magnoliopsida, Poales, Poaceae.
CAAUCUCCCAAUGGUCUUCUAGCUCUCGUCAGUUCGCCACAGCAGCUCGAGGAAAGCUUCCUGCUAGCUAGCUCUGCAUCCGUCCGGUGCAAGGAAGAAGAGAAAGCUUUGUGCAUUCGAUUCGAGGAUGUUGGCCAUCUUCCAGAAGCAAGUGGCGCACGCGCCCCAGGAGCUCAACAGCCCCCGGAGCGGCGCCGCCAAGCCCAAGAACCCCGACCAGAUCCUGCGCGACUUCCACGCAGCACACCCCGAAGACGCAUUCUCCACAUCCUUCGGCGGCGGCGCCGCCCUCGCCUGCGUCGCCGCGCAGCCACGCUCCCUCUCCGGCUACCAGAGGAUGUUCUGCGGGCUGGACGACAUCUACUGCGUCUUCAUGGGCACCCUGAACAACCUGAGCAGCCUGAUGCGGCAGUACGGCCUGACGGGCCGCUCCACGAACGAGGCGCUCCUGGUCAUCGAGGCCUACCGCACCCUCCGCGACCGGGGCCCCUACCCGGCCGACCAGGUCGUCAAGGACCUCUCCGGCUCCUUCGCCUUCGUCGUCUUCGACAGCCGCAGGUCCGGCGCCGUCUUCGCCGCGCGGAGCACCGACGGCGGCGUGCCGCUCCACUGGGGCGUGGCCGCCGACGGCUCCGUGGUCAUCUGCGACGACCGCGCCGCCGUCAAGGCCGGCUGCGGGAAGUCGCACGCGCCGUUCCCGGCCGGGUGCAUGUUCCACAGCGAGGGCGGGCUCAAGAGCUUCGAGCACCCCAUGAACCGGAUCAAGGCCAUGCCCCGCGUCGACAGCGAGGGCGUAAUGUGCGGCGCCAACUUCAGGGUCGACGCCUUCACCAAGAUCAACUCCAUGCCGCGGGUCGGGAGCGCCACCAACUGGGCCGCCACAUGGGACGACGCCGCAAUCUGAAUUUGGUCUUACACUUCUUUUCCUUGUUUUUUUCUUUUAGCUUGGCAGUGUACAUCGGACGGUUGGGCCUGCGGACUGACUCGCCCGUGUGUUUGAUACGGUGAAGGAAUAAAAGACAUAUACUAGUCGAUCCGGACGUUUGGAACCCGCUA